Carassius auratus (goldfish) is the source of this 539-nucleotide messenger RNA. Its product is annotated as adenosine kinase-like. Bases 16 to 528 code for a protein of 170 amino acids. Gene Ontology annotation, cellular component: cytosol; nucleus. The transcript has 4 exons. Gene Ontology annotation, molecular function: adenosine kinase activity. Gene Ontology annotation, biological process: purine ribonucleoside salvage; purine nucleobase metabolic process. The record is from RefSeq and is a predicted model, not a curated record. NCBI's taxonomy places the organism in Eukaryota, Metazoa, Chordata, Actinopteri, Cypriniformes, Cyprinidae.
CUUUCCUCUCAGUGGAUGAUCCAGGAACCGCACAAUGUGCCACCUUCUUCGGCUGCAUUGGGAAGGAUAAGUUUGGGAAGAUCCUUAAGGAGAAGGCAGAGGAGGCCCACGUGGACGCCCACUACUACGAGCAGAGCGAAGAGCCCACGGGGACGUGCGCUGCCUGCAUCACUGGCGACAAACAGGUCUCUUGUUGCAAAUCUUGCAGCUGCUAAUUGCUACAAGAAAGAGAAACACCUCGAUCUGGAGGAGAACUGGAAACUUGUUGAGAAAGCCCAAGUUUACUACAUCGCUGGGUUCUUCCUGACUGUAUCCUUGGAGUCGAUCCUGAAAGUGGCCAAACACGCUUCGGAAAACAACAAGAUCUUCUGCAUAAAUCUGUCAGCUCCAUUCAUCUGUGAGUUCUUCAAGGAGGCCCUGAUGAAGGUUAUGCCCUAUGUGGACAUCCUUUUUGGCAACGAGACGGAGGCCGCCGUGUUUGCACAAGAGCAAGGCUUUGAGGUGAGUGGAUGGAGGAUCACACCCUAAACAGAUCCUAA